AUGACGCCUCGUCGCUCUUCGAGAGCCCGCACCACCCAGCCUUCUCCUGCCCUCCUCCAACACACCAACACGAACUCCUCUGCCAGCUCCUCCAACUCUACACGCGAGAGAAACACCCGCUCGAAUCACAAAAACCCUUCUCCUCAAGGUUCCACCGGUGCUCGCUCCCAGUCCAUCGACGAUACCGAAAACGGCUCGAGGGUCGACCUCCCACACACGCGCCAGCGCCAACGUGCCCGCGAUGAUGACGACGAAGAAGAAGAUCCCCCUCGUCCCCUGGAAGAUGACGAAAUGGACGAGGAUGAAGAGGAGGAAAUAACUCGUGCAAUCAAGCCGGAGGGCGAACAGCCUCCUCCUGAUUCAUCUGACUUGCUUUCCGAUGAAAUCGGUAGCAUGUUCAUCCAAUGCGACUCGUGCAAAGUCUGGCAGCACGGUGGCUGUGUGGGAAUUAUGGAUGAGGAAACAAGCCCCGACGAAUAUUUCUGUGAAGAGUGUCGAAAGGACUUGCACAUCAUUCGCGACGAACCAAAUGGCCAGCGCUCGUCCACCUACCUCCCCGUCAAUCCGAAAUCAUCACCCGCCCCCUCCGUGCCCUCCUCCCGACCCUCUCGAGCCUCUUCCCACGAGAGCUCAUCCCAACGUUCCAAGGACGCGAAAUCUCGCCUGAGCGAAAGCGAAAAUGUCAAGCGACGGUCGACCAUGAACAGUCGUGAUGCCGCUUACGAUGAAGAAGAACUAAUCCGACGAGCGAUUGAAGAAAGCAAAGAGGAUACCAAAAGUCUUCCCGAUGAUACAUCCAGCCGCCGGGGAAAGAGAAGUCGUAGUGAGAGCGAAGCACACAGAGAAAGCACCAAACGCCCGCGAACCGGCUCUCCGUCUCCUGCUGCUCCCAUAUCGAAGGAAAACAACCCCGUGUCCCAACCUCCCUCUGAUGAUGAGUCCAAAGCGAAGCCGGCAAUGAACGGCACCCGGAGGCAAAGGGCCGCAUCUCGGGGCCAGCGUGAUAAGGAGAGAGUAGUAGAACGACGCAAAGGAGAUGGUGAGUGCCGAGAGACGUUUCCCCUCAACGACUUCGGAGUAUUUGCUUACAUCCCGGUUCUAGAAUCCGAACCUGAGAUUGGAUCUCCUGUAAAAACGGUACCGAGCGAGCCUGAACCAGCACAAGCAAGCCCGGAUACCCCUACCCAAGAACCCACACCAGCUCGCCCAUCAACACGCAAGUCAGGUCGUCCGCCUGCACGCCGCGGCCGAGUUGGACGCAAUCAAUACACCAAAGAUCGAGAUGUUAAUGGCAAUGGCACCGAGUCACCACGUCGCGGGCAAUCUCGCGAAAUCGGCGGAGAUUCUCCCAGAGUGGGAUAUAGCAACACAAACGGUGCGCACGUCAAUGGGGGAGAUACCGGGCGACCCAGCAAGCCUCGCAGUAUGCACCCGCAGCGCACGACGAUGAUUGAAAUGAAGAGACGUGUGGCGGCCAUUCUUGAGUUCAUCUCACGUAUGCAAGUAGAGAUGGCUGUUGCCAGCGAGAACUCCUCUACCCCAACAGGAAACGAGGAUCGUUCUCAAGGCCUGCUUUUAAAGAGCAUGGUCGAACAGAUCGAUGCCGCCAUGGCAUCUACAAUCAGUGAUGGCGGCGAGUCUGCCCCACCUACGACAGACGGCGACGGAGACGCCCCAUUCCAUGAAAAAGACUUCAAAGACCUCAGCAGUGUGGAAAUGAUGGACGUGCUCACCCGUCACCUCCUCAAGUGGCAGCAGGAAUACGGGAAGUUUGGGGAACGGUAG
Molecule: messenger RNA, 1785 nt
Organism: Penicillium waksmanii
Lineage: Eukaryota; Fungi; Ascomycota; Eurotiomycetes; Eurotiales; Aspergillaceae
Exons: 5
Coding region: 1-1785 (594 amino acids)
Biological process (GO): negative regulation of silent mating-type cassette heterochromatin formation; negative regulation of rDNA heterochromatin formation
Cellular component (GO): Rpd3L-Expanded complex; Rpd3L complex
Source: RefSeq, a predicted model, not a curated record